CGUUUUCCAUCAGUCUCAGCCGAGGCGCUAUCCAGCAUUAUGUGGACAAAACGAUCUCACAGGGCAGAAUAACUGCAGAAAACAGUGUGGAUGGCACGAGAUGCGGGAUGCUCGUGGAUCAACGAUCAGCGUCACAUGACAGCAGGAUAUGAAAUAUGGUUUAUAAUAAGCACUGCGCGUGCUGUGGAUGAAUCCGGCUGGAGAUGAUGUUGCGUGUGGAGGCAUCUCACAUACUUCUGCUCAUCCAGGGCAAACACACCCGUUAAGUCCGACUUCUCGAAACCUCUCCUGACAUCAUUUCCAGCCAAGAACAGCUGUGUUAGUCACUGAAGACCUCUUAGAUUUGACUGGCAGAUGUCUUGUGAUGAAUGACUGCAGUUUGGGAUCCUUUGCUUUGAGUCUUUGAAGUAUGUAAACCAAUUUCCCAUGUGGAGUUUAUUCAUAAGAACAUAUGAAUACGGAUGAAAGCGCAAAGGAGGACUCUAUGUUCAGAAUGCAUUUUACCGGUCCAAAAUGAUGCGACUCGCUGGAUUCCGAACACCGAAAUCUUUCAUGGCCUUUGUGAUGAGAAGAUGGAAAAUCUUACUGGUGCUGAAUGCUUUAACGGUGGCCGGCUUCAUCACUUUUUGGGGCAAGUGCAAUUUACGCACAACCAAAGUUGUUGGUCAACUGGCAGCAGCUGCUGAUGUGAGAGGACAGAUGCAUCUGAAUAGAUCUGCACAGGAGACCAGCAUCACUAAUGAUGUGCUCUUAAAAAGACUGGGAUCAUUGGAAGAUGUGGUGUACAGACAACUGAAUGGUUUGUCCAAGUCUCUUGGACUCAUUGAAGGUUUUGGAGGUCGAGGUAGAGGAGGUCUACCAGCAACACUUACCCCAGAGGAAGAAAAGGAGGCCAAAUACCUGAGGGAGAAAUAUGGCUACAAUGCAUUUUUGAGUGACAAAAUCUCUCUGGAUAGAUCUAUUCCAGAUUAUCGCCCCAGCAAAUGCAAAAAGGCCUUUUAUUCCCGUGACCUGCCCCAGAUCUCCAUCAUCUUCAUCUUUGUAAAUGAGGCAAUGUCUGUCAUCCUACGUUCAGUCCAUUCAGCUGUCAACCACACACCAGCUCAUCUCCUAAAGGAAAUCAUCUUGGUGGAUGACAACAGCGAUGACGUACAACUGAAAGGGCCACUGGAGGAGUAUGUCAACAAGCGCUACCCGGGUCUUAUCAAAAUAGUGCGCAAUCAGAAGAGAGAGGGCCUCAUCCGUGCUCGCAUCGAGGGUUGGAAAGCGGCCACUGGGGAGGUGACUGGCUUCUUUGAUGCCCAUGUUGAGUUCACGCCUGCAUGGGCUGAACCAGUUUUGUCUAGAAUCAAGGAGAACCACAAGAGGAUCAUACUGCCCUCCAUAGAUAACAUUAAAGACGAGACGUUUGAGCUGGAACGCUAUGAAAACUCAGGCCACGGCUUUAACUGGGAGCUGUGGUGUAUGUAUAUCAGCCCACCGAAACAGUGGUGGGAUGAAGGAGACACUUCUGCACCUAUCAGGACGCCUGCAAUGAUAGGCUGCUCUUUUGUGGUAAACCGGGAAUACUUUGGGGAGUUGGGCCUACUGGACGCAGGGAUGGACGUGUAUGGAGGCGAAAAUAUAGAGCUGGGAAUCAGGGUUUGGCUGUGUGGGGGAAGCAUGGAGGUUCUGCCUUGUUCCAGAGUGGCCCAUAUUGCUAGAACAAAAAAGCCCUACCACAGUAACAUCGCCUUUCACACUAGACGCAAUGCACUUCGGGUGGCAGAAGUCUGGAUGGACCAAUACAAAUCUAAUGUCUAUUUGGCAUGGAACCUCCCAGUGAAGAACCAUGGCAUUGAUUAUGGAGACAUAUCCCAGAGACUAGCGCUCAGGAAAAGACUCCAGUGCAAAAGCUUUGAGUGGUACCUUGACAAUAUCUAUCCAGAGAUGAGGAGAUACAACAACACUCUCUUUUACGGAGAGAUUCGCAAUACCAAUGUGACCCAUCUGUGUGUGGACCAGGGGGUAAAGGAAAACCACACGGCAGCUCUGCACCCCUGCCAUGGCUGGGGCCCUCAGCUGGGUCGCUAUACUAAGGAGGGAUAUCUUUUCCUGGGUCCUCUGGGAAGCACGGGCGAAGAUACUCGGUGUGUGGUGGACGAUAAAAUCAGCGGCUACCCGCAGCUCCUGAAUUGUGAGAAAGUCUCAAGUGUACGGCAGAAAACUUGGCACUUUGCACAGAAUAAAGCAAUCAUCAACCGAGCUACAGGACGCUGUCUCGAGGUAGUGCCGGCUAAUGUCUACUUCGGCUAUGCUCUGGUCCUGCGCCCCUGCACUGGCCAGAAGUGGACGGUCAAGAAUUUGAUGAAACGAGACUAAUGGUAGUGAGUCAGUGACCUUAGAGAGUUGCUAAUCUCUUUUGGCCUCCAUAACAAGUUUAGGAACUGGAAAAUGGAUCCAGUUUUGUUGAACUCAAGGGGUGCGGUUCAUGUUUUCAUUUUUGCAUUGGGCUUUCGGUCUUACUACAGUCCACAAUUCAAAAAAGUAAACAAAAAGACACUAGAAGCACCACAUACAGCAGGUUCUCGAGAAUCUCUAGACAUCCUUUCCAAAAUAAAAGGACAGUUUUCUGAGGAUCAUUGGAGCCCGUGAGUUCCUGCAAGAACUGUUAAAACCUCCAACGGUUCCUCCAGUAAUGAAAGGUUUUGAAGCACAUAAACUGUAUGUUGAAGUUCCUUAAGUUUGCAAUAUUUGAUGUUCAACCGUUAGAGCAACCUGACUCAAAUCUUGAAACCAAAAUGACUUUUAAACAUUGUAGAUGAUCAGCUGCUGUACUGCACAUACUCUGUACACCACUGUACUCAUAACGUUAGUCAAUACAAAUUUAGUGUUUAUUCUGAAAAAAAAAAACAACAGGUUCAGGUGUUCAUAGCUUUAUUUAGAGUUAAUAUUGAAUAUCUGUAUUUCUCCUACAUUCUGUAGUUUUAAGUUCCCACUGUUAGCAGCUAUGGAUCUCAGUACGUUUUCUGUUUAAAUAAGCUGUCUGCUCUGGACAAAUGUUAUUUAUUGCAUUAUUGUUAUUUUCACUAUAGAAUGACAUGAUGAUAUGUGUGCAGUUUUACAGUUUCUAAGGUUAUUGAGCUCUAUCUGCUGUUGAAUGGAUCCUGUAGUAGUCCUACUGUUACUUUAAACCACACUCUAUAGCAACAAGGCCAGCAUGUAGGCGAAAGGAAUAAGGAAAAAUGAUCAUCAGGGAUUGUCGACUGAGUUAUAUAAGAACACACGUUACAUGAGUCAUAAACCGCACAUGUAACUACGGUCUCCUCAGAUGUUGUUGCACCCGUCUUACCGUCUUCCAUUUUGACUAGGACUGAUUUGAAUAAAACAAUGAACUGCAGCGUUGUAGUGCUCGGUGUCCUGAAUCUAAAAAGCAAAUGAAAUGCCCUAUAUAAGUACCUCACUUGUUACUUUACCAUAGGAACAUACUAAUGGACCCUCUGAGGACCUCCCAGCACUGAACCAAACCUCCUGCUGGGAUGCUUCAGACUCUGUGUGACUGACAACUCACAGUCAUGUAUGCUGUUAAAUAUUCAACCGCUGUUUAUUAUGCAUUUGCAACUUUGUUGUAGAGGCUCUCACAUUUUAUAGGAGGCUUGUUUCAUUUUAUGGUAAGCUGUGAAGCAGUGAGUAAUCGUAGCGGUUCAUAGCUCUCGAAUACACAUCAUGACUUUGUAGUUCAUAGUACAAGAGUAAAUAAUUAGAUGAAACGCCCCCAUAGUUCAUCACCAUUGAUAGUUUCAUUACUGGCUCAUUAACUUUGUUAUUCACCCUAAGAGCUUACAGACAUGGAUGAUGUGUGAUUGUGAAUAAGUAAAGAAUGGCGUUAUAUUUAGGCUAAAAAAAAUUACUUUCAGUUUUUUUUUUGUGCUCUGCAUCUCAUCACCCAAAAACGGAUGUAGAGUCUAACUGCAGUGAGAUUUUGUGUUAUGGCACGGUCACAAUAGUGAAAUUUCACGGGCUGAGAAGGUCCUUUAUCACAAGGAGUCACUAUCAAACCGAGUGAAUUUCUGUUGGUUAAUGCCACAAAUUUGCCUGAACAAAUUGAAAAAAGAACUAAAUCUGCUAGGGGGACUUUUUUGCCCUCAUGCCAAAUUCACGAUUAUGCAGAUGCCAAGCAAUGUGUCACAAUUACUGUUGUACUUGUUUUAUUUGUACUUGUUAAAUUUACUUCUCCAAAUUUUUGCAGCCAAAUUCUAGUCAGUUCUAUGAAAGCUGUUUUCCG
Messenger RNA from Carassius gibelio (silver crucian carp), 4264 nucleotides. RefSeq names its product polypeptide N-acetylgalactosaminyltransferase 17-like. The transcript has 12 exons. Bases 514 to 2361 code for a protein of 615 amino acids. The record is from RefSeq and is a predicted model, not a curated record. Gene Ontology annotation, cellular component: Golgi apparatus. NCBI's taxonomy places the organism in Eukaryota, Metazoa, Chordata, Actinopteri, Cypriniformes, Cyprinidae.